CAUAGCUUGAGCUAUACACAAGUACAGCAUGCUAGAUCUACACUAAGACACUUUCCAUUCAUGACAUAUAAAUAACAGUAAGUCAAAAAACCGUCAAAUUUGAUAAAAAAUUCAGUGUAUUUCACGUGUAUUUUACGACGUUAAUUUAACGAUGACCCUAGCGACGUGCUCGAAAGACCUUAAAUUCUAUAAAUGGCCCAGUAUCACAUAUAUAUGUGGGUACGAGGCAGCUCCUGCAGAGUGCAUGUCUAUCAAGACGAUCUCCUGGUCGUGUGAAGGUAACGAGAUUCUGGCAAUAAAAAACAAAGGAACUGCAGUGGUGAUGAACUCGCCUGUAGGAGGAGACGACUACAUAGAGGCUUUCGAUUUAGAUGUGUGUCACGUGACAACUGGGGCGUUCUCAAGCACCAAUUCUAACAACAUCGCUUUUGGUUGUGAGAAUGGAACAAUGUUUACUUAUGAUCUCAAUUCAAAGAACUUAAUACUAAGAUCAAGUUUGCCGAGCGGAAUCCAACAUCUGGACUUCUCGAACGAUGACCGAACUAUAGCUGUUGGCUGUACUAACAGCCAAAUAGUUCUGUGCGAUCAUACUUUGAAGCCUUGCGCAAGUUUUUUGAUCCCGAACAGCCCCACACUAGCUUGCAUGACUUACAGCAAACUCGCUCCACAUUUACUUGCGGCUGGAAGUAGAGAAGGUAUUCUAGCCAUGUGGGACACUGAGACAACUGACAAUUUACUUACACAAAGGCUUCACACCGGGAAAGUAGCAGACAUAGCUUUCAACAAUAACUUGGUAUGCACAGUUGGGGCAGACGGCAGAUUCUCCAGUUUCGAUCUACGAAGCUACACGAAAACCGCCACGUUGGACUACGAUUGCUCUUUCUGUAGCUUGGCCUUCCUCCCAGGUUGCUACGAAAUGGCCUGCAGUACCACCUCAGGUCAACUCAGAAGUUACGACAUCAGGAACAUGAGGUCGCCACUCAGAACCUUUUUGGCUAACGCUAAUGUGCCUAUCAGGAAGAUAGCUUUCCCGCAAACCCGGUUCGAAGAAUGCUCAUGUUGCUCUCCUAUAACCAGCACUUACACCAAUAAGUCUUAUGACGAGGAUCUGUCAGCAUCUGGAGACUUCAGCAUAGUGACUGAUUCCUCUUUGAAGCCUUCUAGAAGCGCUGAUUUGAAGACAUCUUAUCCAGCAAUAACACCGUUUCAACCAACAGCUUCAGAAGCAUCAGGGUCUCUUUUUUACAGUUGGGGUACAGUUUCCUGUGUUCCUAUACAGAAUGUAGCAAAAACUACUUUUGCUCUUCUUCAGCAGUGA
Acanthoscelides obtectus is the source of this 1318-nucleotide messenger RNA. NCBI's taxonomy places the organism in Eukaryota, Metazoa, Arthropoda, Insecta, Coleoptera, Chrysomelidae. The record is from the annotation of a GenBank genome assembly.